Pseudonaja textilis is the source of this 4453-nucleotide messenger RNA. Lineage: Eukaryota; Metazoa; Chordata; Lepidosauria; Squamata; Elapidae. The record is from RefSeq and is a predicted model, not a curated record.
UUCUUCUUUCUUUCAGCAAUGGCAGACCAUUAUACCUACAGAGUUGGAAAGAAGGUUGCGGGAUCCAGCCGGACCAGCGCAGAGAGAGAAAGCAGAAAGGCAGAACUGAAGGUCCACCCAGCCUAUGAACAGUCUAACCUUGGAAAUGCAAUGAACGACAAAACAGAAGGCAAACGGAAAGGAAGGCCCAAGACUGAAAACCAGGCCUUGAAAGAUAUUCCCCUGCCUCUGAUGAAUCAAUGGAAGGAUGAAUUUAAGGCUCACUCCAGGGUGAAGUGUCCUAACUUGGGCUGCUGGCUGGAAUUCCCAAGCAUUUAUGGCCUGAAAUAUCACUUCCAGCGGUGUCAGGGGUUUUAUUUCUGUUUUCUCCUUUUUGAGUUAGGAAGGAAACAGAAAACGCCUAAGAAAUUUACUGGAGAGCAGCCGUCCAUCUCAGGAACGUUUGGAUUAAAAGGGCUGGCGAAAGCAGAAGACAAGGCUAAGGCUCAUCGCGCAAAGAAAUUGGAAGCUUCCCUCCUCAGCGGUAACACUGAAGAUCAUAAGAAAAAGCACGCGGGAUCCAAUGCGAAAAAAGAGGCCACCGCCUUAGCAACAGCUCCUUCGACCACAGCGACCCCUGAGGAGCAGUGGCAGCGGAUAAUCAACGAGAAGGGAGAGGUGGCUUGCCCGACCUGUGGCAUGAUCACCCGGAAGACGGUCUUAGGUCUCAAGAAGCACAUGGAAGUCUGCCAAAAACUGCAGGAUGCCUUGAAAUGCCAGCACUGUAAAAAACAGUUCAAGUCCAAAGCGGGGUUGAAUUAUCACACGAUGGCAGAACACGUGAACAAGACUGCUCCUGUGGAAGCUGCAGUCCCUCUCAGCGAACUAGGAGACAGGGAAAGGCUGAGGAAAAUGCUAAAGCAGAUGGGGAAACUCAAAUGUCCAAAUGAGGGCUGUGUGGCCACCUUCUCCAGUCUUAUGGGGUACCAGUACCACCAGAAGCGAUGCGGGAAGCAGCCGUCGGAGCUGGAGAAGCCAGUCUUCACCUGCCCCCACUGUGGGAAGGCCUACAAGUCAAAAGCUGGCCACGACUACCACGUCCGCUCCGAGCAUCCAGCCACGCCCCCAGAGCAGCCAGAGCUGCAACCCGAACCCAGCCCCGUGGAAGAUUUCGAGAGGACUCCCAGCGGCCGCAUCCGGCGCACCUCCGCCCAAGUCGCCGUCUUCCACUUGCAGGAAAUAGCUGAGGACGAGCUGGCCAAGGACUGGACCAAGCGGCGGAUGAAGGACGAUCUGGUCCCCGAAACAAAGCAACUAAACUACACUCGGCCUGGACUUCCCAAGUUGAACCCGCGGCUUCUGGAGGCCUGGAAGAAUGAAGUCAAAGAAAAAGGACACAUCAAUUGCCCAAAUGACUGCUGUGCAGCCAUUUACUGCAGCGUGUCCGGCCUAAAAGCCCAUCUGGCCAACUGUAACAAGGGAGGUCAUUCGGUGGGCAAAUAUCGUUGUCUUCUGUGUCAGAAGGAGUUUAGCUCAGAAAGUGGGGUCAAAUACCACAUCAUCAAGACACACUCAGAGAACUGGUUCCACACCUCAACCGAUUCUUCGAAGAAAAAGAAAAGUAAAGAACCGAGGACACCCAGCAACGAAGAACAAAAGACUAGCCCCGACGGCAAGAAACGAGGCCGGAAGCCGAAGGAAAGGCCCUCCGAAUUUUUCCCUAAAGACACAGAGAGCCUUCUGGGAAAUAUUAACCACAAGAAAGCCACGUCGCCGUGGCCGGUGGCAAACUGCAUCCUGGAUGAAAAAGAGAGAGGUAACAAACCCUUCCACGCCCCCAAAUUCGGGGCUAGUAAAAUGCCAGAAAAAUAAGCCGAGGGGUCAGGAAAAAAAAUAAAAAUAAAAUAAAACCCACUUUAAAGAUUAGUUUACAGGGUGGUAGGUGAGCAGGACGCUCCUUCAUUGGCUGAGCCCUUCCUCCCAUUCCUCUCCUUCCUUCCUUUUUCUUUUUUCUAAAAAAAAAAAAAAGUGACAAACCACUUUAAGGCACGGAAACAAACAUUGGGUUUUAUUUUCGGAGACGGACUCGACCUUCUGGCGUGAUUCUUCCACCCGGAACCCCCCACCUGGAUUGUACAUUAAUGCCCGCCCGCGUGGGCUUGGACCACGUCCAUGGAUCGGAUGGGUACCACAGCGAAAGGCAGGGGCGCGUGGCGGUUUCUUCAAAAGAGACACUGCAGGAACGAGCGAAGUGCAAUAGGGAAACCAAGUUAAGCAGUUUGGGGUUUUUUGUUUUGUUUUUUCCCUUCUCUUUUUUUGUGGAUUGCUUUCCUAGUAGCAGUCAUGUGCUUAGCAAAACGGAGCGUGUUUGGAAGUCCCGCGGACGGAAACAAAUAUUGUGGUUGUGGCUGCAAACCCAGCUUACUUUUUAUAAUUUUGAUAGGAAAGGCAUUUAAAAAAAAAAAGUAUCUGAGAUUGUUUGACAAUGAACUGUUGAGGGGUGUGGGGGAGUUGGGUUGGUGAUGAUGAUGAAAUAUCCUGAUUUUGAAUUUUUGUUUUGUUUGUAUUUAUGGUCCAACCAGAGAUAAAACCAAGAGGCUGAUGGGCCCCUGCCUGUAAUUUGGAUAACAAAAAACUUUGGGGGAAAAAAAUGAAAAGUUUAGGAAAAACUAAUAUUGGAGCAAGGAACUUUUUGGCAAGGAGAUAUUUGGAGAAGUUUUCUUAAAGAGGGAGGUUUAAUUGUGGAAAAAUUCGGGCCCUUCCGUGAAACUCUUUAUUUGUUUAUUUGUUUUUUAGUUCUGCUUUGAAAAGCAGGUAUUUGUGAGGAAAAAAAGGCCCUUAAAAAUAUCCCAUGGAGAAAGAUAUGCUAAAUCAAUCUAAUGAAUGAAUUAAUUAAUCUGUCAUUUUAUUUUCCCGUAGUGCAGAGGUGUCCAACCUUAGUUAUUUUAAUAUCUCUGGACUUCAACUCCCAGAAUCCCUCAGCCAGCAUGGCUGGACUUCAACUCCCAGAAUCCCUCAGCCAACAUGGCUGAGCGAGGAAUUCUAGGAGUUGAAGUCCACAGGUCUUAAAAUUGCUGAAUUUGGACACCCCCACUGCUAUAGUGUUUGGAAACGCAGUGGUGUGGGAUUGUGGAGUUUGUUAUAAGUUGCUGAGAUGUAUAUUACAUUAAUGCAAUGUCCUUGAUCCUUCCCCUCAAUUAAUGCCCAGCUUUUUAAUUCAAAGCCAGGGACGGGUGAAUUUACACAUUUGGCCAUUUCGCUAUAUUUUUUCAUUUUUGUGUAAACCUGUCCGGUUCUUUAACGCUGAGAUUUUUUCCCCUCCCCUUCGAGUUUGCACUAAAAUUGGUAUGCACUUGCGUGCACAUUUCUUCGAGCAUAAACUUUUUGUAUUUUUCCUAGCAUCCUCUGUUGUUGCAAUUAUGGCAAGUGCGUCUUUGUACAUUAUUUCAGGAAUGCCGUUGUAAUUGUGUAGUCUUCUCCCUUUAAAAGCAACAACAACAAACGAACUGCUUUGCAAAGUUUGAGAACGUGUGACUUUCAAAUGAGAAUAAAACUUUCAGUCCUCAUAAUUUAUUCCAAAUAUGCCAAAUUAGCAAAGAGAGCAUUUAAAUAACCCAUCUUCAGUUGGAUCUGCCUUUCACACGGACCGUUGUUGAUCGCACUCAUUGUCCAAUUUCAAAAUGUUGACAUAGGAAUUUCUAGAAAAAAGGCUGGCUGGCAUAUCUCAAAAAGGCUAGCUCUCUGCUAUUUUUUUUCCGGAAACAUUAAGUUGAGCUCCCCAAGACAUUUACCUGCAAGUCACAAAGUGGCAGGAGUCUUAUAUUUUUGAGCUGGAAAAAACUGAAUAAUUUUUCUCCACGCAAAACCACAGCUAGACUAUAAAAUGCAGUUAAUCCUCAGUUAACUACAGAUAGUCCUCGACUUACAACCACAAUUGAGCCCAAAAUUUCUCUUGUCAAGUGAGCACAUUUGUUAAAUGAGCUUUGCCCCAUUUUACGACCGUACUUGCCGCCAUUGUUAAGCGAGUCAUUGCAGUUAAUAAGUUACUAACACGGUUAUUAAGUGAAUCUGGCUUCCCCAUUGGCUUGUCAGAAGGUCCCAAAAGGGGAAUCACAUGACCUUGGGAUACAACAACGGUCAUAAGUAUGAGUCAGUUGCCAACUAUCUGAAUUUUGAUCACAUGAUGGUCAUUAAGUGUGAAAGACUGUCAGAAGCUGAUCAUGGGACCUCAGGAGGCCUCAACUGUCAUAAAUAUGAACCAGUUGUUUAAGAAUCCAGAUUUCAAUCACGUGAUGUGAUGACCCAGGGCAUGGCACAAAAAUAACAAAGUCACAAAACUAGAUAAAUUCCCUUUAAUAUCUCCAACUUGGCCCUCAGUGUCCAGUUAUCCUCAUCUGGAGCUCAAACUCUUCCAAAAACAGUCUACAAAGGGAAGAAAUUCAGUCCGAACCCAAAGUACAAAUAAAUUAGAAAU